CUCGCAAGAACCCUUCCCCCAAAACACACUCCGACAGUCAUUAAAAAAAAAUCAUAUGAGAGCCGAAUAAGCACAAUUUACAUAAGACGUGGAAAUUAAGAGUUUGAAAGAAAGGAGAAAGAAGAUGGCGUUUGGCGUAGGAAAGAAGAUGAUGAGGAGGAGGAGGAAGGGGAGGAGCAAAAUAAACGGAGUUUUCCACGACGAUGUGUUGGUGGAGAUCCUGCAGCGUGCCCCCUCUGAAUCGGUGGCUCGUUGCAAAGCGGUGUGCAAGCGGUGGCGAGACCUAAUUUCGACCCGUUUUUUCUUCGACCGUUUUUGCGGCCACCACCAGCUUAGCGGCGAAGAGGAGUGCGUCGCCACCCGCUGCUCCACCAGGGUGCAUCUGUUCCUGUUUCAUCCUCACUUUGAGCGCCAAUUUUCCCUGGACUUCCUCCCCUUUUACGAAUCUGUGAUAACUUCGAAAUUCGUGAUGGGUUACUGCGAAGGUCUGUUAUUGUGCGAUCCAGACGCCAAAUAUCAGCUGUUUUACCACAUAGUUAACCCGAUCACCAAGACCUGGGUCGGACUCCCCGCAGCGCCGGGGUUUGGCGCAGAUCUGGAUGUAGUGGUGGGCUUAGCCUAUUACCCGGACCCUCCCCGCCCUCGCUUCAAGAUUGUUCGGAUUCUUCCGCCCCGGGAGCCCAGACCGGCGUCCGAAUUCGAGGUGGGGACCUUUUGCUCCGAGACAGGAAAGUGGAUCCGGAGAAUGGUGACAUCUCCCAAGCCCAUUACCUGGACGGACUUCAUGUUUAUGCCACCUCCCCUUUUCUACCAGGGGUACCUGCAUUGGAUGGACAGCCAGAUGCAGGCAAUUCUUUACGAUGUGGAAAAUGACAAGAUCCCUUUCAUCCUGGAUCCGCCCGCAGGCGCCGCCGUGCCCACGGAGGAGUUAUUUUGUUUCGGUCUGUGCGGCGGCCGGCUUUACGUGGCGGAGCUGCACUAUGCCACAUUGAGGAUAUGGGAGCUGAAGCACCAGAGGCAGGGGCGGCCGGAGUGGAGUAUGCAGCGGCAGGUACAUCUGCAAGAAGAAAGCAGCAUCAGGCACGGCCGGGAUUGGCUACCUGUAAUAUCAACCUCACGGCUACCAUUGCUGGCUAUCCAUCCAUUGGAUAUCAAUGUUGUUUAUAUACGUAUUCAAGAUGAGGUUAUUUCUUGCAAUUUGAGAACCCAAACUCUGAAAUCCUUUUGCAAAGUACCUCCCUGCAAUUGUACAAUGAGCAUCACGCUUCCUCCCUGGCCAACUUCCAUACCCCAAAUUCAAAACUCUUAAUUUACUUUAACUACAUCUCAUAAACUCAGCUUGUUCUAUUAGUUAUUUAUUACUUGGACUGGACUAUGCAAUAACUGUGUGUUGUGUCCUUUAUUUACAGGAGAAUGAUUGAGUAAGGUAGGCUUAACAUGCACAAUCUUAAGUCUCUUUCAUUUGUAUCAAUCUUAUGAGUUCAAUUGUCCCAUUGUUUAGUGAUUAAAAUCAAUAUAUGAUAUUAAUAUCUAAAAAAAUUGGGAUAAUUUUAUUCUUAUUUGACCUAAAAUGAAAGAGACCUCAUUGUUAAUCUUAAAUAUAGCCUACUGCCUUACCCAAUCAUUCUCAUGUAUACAUACAUGUAAGGAAGCUAAGUAUGGUUUUUCUUUAACAAAAAAAGAAGUAUGGUUUUGUUUCCUCUAGCUAGUACACC
Messenger RNA from Cuscuta epithymum, 1715 nucleotides. Lineage: Eukaryota; Viridiplantae; Streptophyta; Magnoliopsida; Solanales; Convolvulaceae. The record is from the annotation of a GenBank genome assembly.